UGAAAUACUUCCACCACGCCUCUACCUGACUGCUAGUUCAUUGUCUUUUACAGCGUUAUUCUCUCCUUCACCUUCCCCGCAAUAAUCGAUCCCUCAAUUUAUACCGUUUCCCCCUUGUUUUUUUCACCGUUUUUCUGCUGUUAGAGCUACAAAUCCGACUUCAUUCAUAUCACAACUCUUAAUAUGCCCGCUAUCGUAUCUUCUACUGCAUCCCAUGAGGAUUUAAGGUCUUCUCCACAGCCCCGCAAGACUCGUAUGGUCAAGCGCAGGGGAAGGGGAAGAGACAAUUUUGAGAGCGAUGAGGAGUUUAUUAGAGAAGUUGCAACUGACUCCGAAUCUGAUGACGAUCGUUCCUCAGUCGCCAGUGGAACGGACUCCGACACCGAACCUCCCUCCGAAGACAUUGUCUCCAAUGGCCAUUCACACAUUCUGACACCCAAUACGACACAGAACUCUGCAGAUAUUCCAUCGCUCAAGCAUCAGGCAGUCAAAGACCUUGAUGGCGAUUCUACUCCCUUUUUCAGUGCCGCUGGGAAUUGGUCAGAGAUGGUCGCUGAGGAAACUGUCAAUGGCCCUGCAGAACUCCCGACUAUAGAGUUUGAAGAAUUCAAUAGUCCUUCUAUCACACAGCAUGAUUUGUUAGGUCCGCCCGCGCGUAAAACAGGUAAAGCGUCAAAGCGCCCCCUGCCCAAGCGCGCAGCCUCAGCGCCUUCGUAUGACCGCGGUGCGGCCCCUCAGCCCCCACCUGUUCAAACUGAAGAGGCUUCAGAGCCUGCAGAUGAUCAGCCCCAGGCAUCGACGUCUCGUCAACCAUCCAGAAGUUCGUUCGCUAGGCCCCCUUCUGGACACAAUGCUCGUCAAGCUUAUCAGCAGAGGUUAGAGGCUGACCCGUCGUAUGUUCCCACCGUUGGUGAGUUUUGGGGUCACGAUGAUCGGCUGUUGGAUAAGGACCUUCGGAGUCUGAGUGGGUGGUGGAGAGGACGCUGGCAGGGUAGGGGUCGUGGAAGAGGAGGCUUCAAUGGAGGUUUUGUGCGCGGAAGGGGCAGAGGAGCUUUUACUGGCCCAGAGUCAAGUCGUCCUGCACCAGAAACCUCUGGAUCUCAAGAGACAGAGAAACCCCCAGUCGAGACGCCGCUUAUUGACCGGCCAUGGACCCACGACGGUUUCGAGGAGAUGAAGAAGCGAGAUGAAAAGAGGCGUGCGGCUGCACCACACCAACAACAGCAAGUAGCAAGGCCUGCACGAGGUUUCAUGCCACUUCGUGGCAGGGCUGGAUUUAUCGGAGGUCGUGGUCGUGGUGGUUUUGCACGUGGCGGUUUUACGCCCUCGCCCACUGGAGCACAUUUCAUUCCUCCUGCUGCCGCUGCCGCUGCAUCGGGCAGGACGUGGUACGCGAUGAAGCCCGAACUUGUCUGGACAAAGCACCACGAGGGGUUCCUUUAUUUCGACCCCGCUUUGAAACCUCGUGGCGGUCAAGGUCCAGGCUAUCGGGUCAAGCUCUCUGGCAAAGAGGGUCAGGUUAUCAGAAGCUCCGCUCGGCCAUCUCGAGCAGCAGGGCCCGCACUAUCUGUUAAUGCACCCUCAGAGACGAGCGAGAAGACGUUUGUCGUGCGUCUACCCAAGAGGGCAGGAAAGGAGAAAGCGCCCGAGCCGGCUGUAGAGGCCGUAGAGGCGGUUACUACCGUCGCAGAUCAUCCUAUCGAAGAUGUCUUCACAGUUCGACCAGAGCUCGUGCCUCCACGGCAGCCCAUUCCAACAUCGCAAUCAGCUUUGCCUCCAGCCAACGGUCAUGUGCCUUCUACAUCAGUAUCUGCUGUGCCUUCCAAACCUGCUGCACCAGCACCCUCGUCCCCUGCUACCUCAACGUCAUCGAAGGAGAAGAUCACGUCACCGCUUCUGAAGCAAAUGAUGCGUGCGGCCGCAGAUCAGCAGGCCAAGGAGACCGCAGAUGUGCCUAACGGCAUAUUGCAGGAGCAGUAUGACCAGAGUGCACCUGCUCUUCUUCAGGUCGAGCAAACCGCAGCGAACCUGGAGACCUCUGAUGCCGCCCAUUCAUCAAUGCCUCCACCACUGCAGACGGUGUUCUCACAGUCAUCGCAGCCAUCACCUCCAUACGGAUCGCCCUAUGGGUAUGGCGCCUCCCUACCGCCUGGCGUUGCUAUCGGCCACCAUGGUGUAGCAUAUGAGAUUGCCACCGGCCGACCGGUGUAUCUGCAACACCCGACAAUGUACACACCACGCCCGCUAGCGCAUGGCAUGAUGACACCUCCAGGGCUUCCUUAUUCUCCUAUGCACCACCACUCUACUAGCUCCCCAGAUUUCCUUGCGCCACCUCACACACCUCCUGGUAAUGGUUUCAUUGAUCCCAACAACUGUUCCCGCAUCGAGAUCCGAUCGCCAUCUUCUAAUUCGGAUCUCAAGCCAAUAAAGACUGGUCGCCGGCCUUCCAGUUUGAGGACGAGCGCAGCAUCAUUUGAGCCCUCACGUCCCGCCAGUCCCAAUACUGAGUCACAGCCUUACCAGUCACCUGAAGAUCCUUCCGCGCAGGAUGAUGCUAGCUCAAGUCAUGCUAAUGACCAGCCUAUGCCGGAGCAGGCAGUGGAGCCCACCAUGUACGGAUACUCGCCAUAUCAUCAGCAGUACUACUAUCCCGAGCACUACGGGUAUUCCCAGUACUACGACAUGUCUCACGUUCCGCAGUACGAGAUGUAUCCCACCGAUCCGCACGCGGCUCAGGCGGCCUACUACUAAUACUCAUGCUAUAUUUUCUACGCAUGGUUUCUUUCUUCUGUUUUCGCUAUGGGAUGCAUCCGUACACAGCUAUCCAUGACUGUUUCAUUGCUCACGAAUCUUGACGUACUCAGCGCUCAGCAGUUACCCCUCACAGACUUGAUGUUGCUCCAAUGCGUUUCAUACUUUACUCAUGCUGUUUCAUUUUGUUCACUUUACUGCAAUACUUCCCCGCUCUUGAAUAUGAUAUUGGCUUGUUGUUGUUGUUGUUGUUGUUGUUGUUGUUGCUGCUACGAUUUACUUGUGUAGUGUGUUGCCUGCAAUGCUCGAUCUCUUCCCCGCUUUCACUUGGCACAGGCAAUAAUUAGCUCCUGAGAUGGCCGUGGUAAUAACACACCAAAUAUGGAAACGUGCCUUCGUUAGUC
This is a messenger RNA of Suillus paluster, 3155 nucleotides long. RefSeq lists its product as uncharacterized. The record is from RefSeq and is a predicted model, not a curated record. The coding region runs from base 184 to 2751 and encodes 855 amino acids. Gene Ontology annotation, biological process: mRNA processing. The transcript has 4 exons. Gene Ontology annotation, molecular function: mRNA binding. Gene Ontology annotation, cellular component: exon-exon junction complex. NCBI's taxonomy places the organism in Eukaryota, Fungi, Basidiomycota, Agaricomycetes, Boletales, Suillaceae.